AUGGCUUUCAGCUUCGGAUUCUCGGGUGAUGACAUCGACAUGGAUGACUCGGAUGUCAAUAAUGAUUUCUCCGACGUGCCCUCUCAGCAAACCGUUGGCAACCCUCUUCCUGAGCUGGUGCAGGCGAAUAAACAUGAUAUGAAUGAAUGGCUUUCAAUUCUACCUUCUCAGAUCUCAUUUAACAAACUCGCCGUCAGAAAUCUGACCGUGGCCCGUCGAGAGAUCUUCGACAUUCGUACUCAACUCAUGGCAGAAGACAGCGCCGGCCAUGAUAACGAGGAGCUUAUCGCGGGCAUCGAAAAAGGUGACAUCAAGCCCAAUUUCUAUGAAGGCGGUUUCAAGACCUGGGAAUGUGCAUUGGACCUCGCCAAACUCGCCUUGGACGAGAACACCCUUGGCGACUCUCCCGAUGGCCCAGCGGAUGUACAUAUAAUUGAGCUCGGCGCAGGAACAGCGGUUCCAACUUUGACUUUGUUUGCACGCCUUCUUCAGGGUGAAAUUGACCAAAGUCAGAAAAAGAUUACCUUGACUUUUGCGGACUACAACUCCGACGUGCUCCGUCUCGUUACGCUGCCCAACCUUAUCCUAACAUGGCACAACAGUCGCUCCCAAACCGCAGUUUCCACUAGCUCCACUGCACCUAGCCAAGAGGAAGAAGAGCUCGACAUAACCCCUGAGUUGGUUGAAGAAUUCAAGACUGACCUUGCAAAGCGUGGUAUCUCCGUUGAAUUCAUUUCCGGUGCUUGGUCACCUGAAUUUGUUGAUCUGGUCUUCUCAUCAGGCGAGGGAUCUUCUCGCAAAACUCUAGUGCUUGCAAGCGAGACCAUCUACUCGCCAGCUUCGCUGACAGCUUUCUCCGAAACUCUUCUCGCACUGCUUCGUCGGUCCAGCAAUGCAUCGACUCAGAGCCGGGCCCUUGUGGCAGCAAAGAAGGUUUAUUUCGGAGUUGGUGGCGGUGUUGAUGAGUUCCUUGCUGUUCUGAAAAACGUAUGUGCCGAUGAGUUGGACGUACAGCAGAAAUUGAAUGUGCAGUCUGAGGGCGUGGGGAGAGUGGUUCUGGAAGUUGUUCCUGCAGCCCAAUCUUAG
Penicillium salamii is the source of this 1086-nucleotide messenger RNA. The record is from the annotation of a GenBank genome assembly. NCBI's taxonomy places the organism in Eukaryota, Fungi, Ascomycota, Eurotiomycetes, Eurotiales, Aspergillaceae.